UCCAAGCCCCACUCCUCGUGGGGGCCCAGAAAUCUCUUUCAAGCAUCAGACGGUGCAGGGCUCCUGGGUGAGCAGCAGGCCUCUGUCUCCCUCUUUGGGUGCCCUUGGAUGGGAUCUUGCUCUGGAAGGAGCCAUGGACCUGUGGCUUUGGGCACUUUACUUCUUUCCAGUAGUCGGAGCCCUGAAGGUCCUUCCAGAAGUAAAGAUGGAGGGAAUGCUGGGAGGGUCAAUUACCAUCGAGUGCCCACUUCCUGAAACGCAUGUGAGGAUAUAUCUGUGCCGGACCAUUGGCGAGUCUGGAAGAUGCACCACCGUGGUGUCCAGCAGCAAAUUCGUCAGGGAAGAAUUCAAGCACCGAGUGACCCUGGAGCAGCAUCCGGACAGGAAUCUGUUCCUGGUGGAGAUGACAGAGCUGGCCAAGAGUGAUAGUGGGGUCUAUGCCUGUGGGGUGGGCCGGAACACAGACCAAGGCAAGACCCAGCAGAUCACCCUGACUGUUCACAGCGUUUACGAGCCAUCCUGGGAAGAAGCACCGACGCCUGAGCCUCCAGCAUGGUUUCAUAGAUUUCUACAAAUGCACAUGCCUCCUUGGUUCCAGAUGCCUGCACAUGCCAGUUCUUUAGAAUUCAUAUCCAAAGUAACCACACCAGCUCAAAGGACCGACUCUCCUCAAGCACACCAGGCCUCCCCCACCCCCUCCAUCACCCACCGCCCCCAAGUUUCCAGGGCAUCUUCAGUAGCAACUGCUGAGCCCACCAUCUUCCUGCCAUCCAUCACAACCUCCAAAACCUCAGCUCAGAAGGGGCUGCUCAGGCUCCAGACGGCCAGCUACAACCACCAAACCUGGCUUCACAGACAGAGAGCCUCCAACCAAGGCCCGGGCGCUGUGUCUGGGAUGGAAGACCAAGGUGUCUUCGUCCUGAUCCCCACCAUCCUGGGUCUCAUACUCCUGGCGCUUCUGGGGCUGCUGGUGAAAAGGAUCGUUCAAAGACGGAAAGCUCUCUCCAGGCGGGUCCGCCGACUGGCCGCGAGGAUGCGCACGCUGGACGCCUCCCAGCCGGCCCUGUCCCGGCGGCCGCGCGUGUGCCGGCGGCCGCGCACCCCGAGCAAUAUCUACAGCGCCUGUCCUCGGCGGCCCCGCGGGGUGGACGCGGCUGGUGGAGGGGCGGCACCGCCCCCAGACCCCGGAGCGCCCGCAGCCUCCGCCCCGCCGCGGGUAAGCCCCGCCCCGUCGCAGGUACCUGAAAUUCCCUGGCCCCAUGUCCCAUCUCUGAAGAUCGACUGUGAAUAUGUCAGCUUCCGCCACCAGCCUGCUGCCAAGGGAGAGGACAUGGAUUCCAAUGACUACAUCAAUGUUCCCUGCCUGACUCACCUCUCCAGCUGUGCCCCUGGGCCCAGACCUUGGUGUCAAUGAGUUUUGUCUGUCUGCUGGUUCCCAACACCCACUCCAUCUGUUUUCAGAGCCCUCAUGACCUCCCGCACCCCACCUCAAGUCUCGUCCCUGCCUGUUUGCCCUGAGCACGGGUCAGUCUCCCCCGCUGCAGCUCUCCCUACACACUUUUGAGGCCCCAGCGGUUUUCAGGUGGCCUCUGGGAAUGCAGAGCAUUUGCCCUGUUGCCACCUGCCUCCUUUCCGAGCCAUGUGACAGGCUAUGGACUUGCAGAGUCUUUUUGAUCACAGGGUCCUUACUCCCUUGGCUGUAGACCACAUGGCCUUGGACGGCAUAGCUGUUGCUUUGAAAGCCCUUCUCAACCUUGAGUUCCCCACUAGCAGAAGGUACCUGGACUGCCCUGUGAAGACACGCUUCAGCCCUGAGCUAGGAAGGGACCUUGGUAUGAAAUACCCCUGAGAACCUCUUUGCCCCAGUCAUAGGGCUGGCACUUACUAGUGAUCUUCUGGAGUCCUAUGGUAAGGGCAGGUUAUUUGGAUGUGAUGAAGGGUUGUAAAUUUUCAGAACCACCCUUGUUAGUGUUAGUGACAUAUGUGGAUACCCUCUCUAAGUCUUCAUCCCUUGAUCCACGUAAGUACCCUGACUCCAGCGUUUUCUCUCUCUUAGAAAUGGAGCAGCUUUUGUUAUCUAUUUAUCCUUGCUCCAUAGCCUAGCACUGAAAUGUGUGCAUCUAUCUUGGCCUUGGUCUAUUUGAGCUAUCCAAAGCCAUUACAGCUCUCUGCUUUCAGAAAUGCACCUCCUGUCUGUUCCAGUCCAAGUGGCUUAUGGCCAGGUGGGCAAGGACAGUGAUCUGGGAUUCCUGGAGGGCCCAUUGUCCUGCUAGAGCACUAACCUCAUGGAAGAAGAGACAGCCCACAUCCUACAUGUAUUCAUCCUCUUAAGUGUUCUGAACUGGGGCAGAGUUAGGCAGACACUGUCUCUUUGGAUUGAAAUCAGAGUUCAACCAGAGCUGGAGUCUAGAGGAUGAGCAGUCUUGCUUUUAAGAAGAGGGCCUUUCCCAGACACACAACUCAGCCUCACGGGGCACUGGUCCAGUGCUAGGAAGCAAGGGCUCCCGAGGUCCCUGCCUUUUGAGCAGGGAGUAUCCUCACAGAUGGGACAGUGCGUCCAGGCAUGAGGAUAGCAGCCGCAGUGUCAGCUUGACACGGGCACCCCCAGGUGGGGGACAGUUAAGAUGAGUAGGAUCAGAAGGAGCACCCGAGGGGCAGGGCUGGUGGGAGCGGGGUGGGAAGGGUGGACAGGAAAGGCGGUGUUGAGGGGGAGUCUGCUCUGUGCUGGACACCCCUCUACGUUAUAUCUUUCAACAUUUGUGUUUCAAACCAGUGCUCUCACCCUCACCCCAGCGCUCUGUUCCUGCAGAUGUCAUGACCAUGUGAUUUCCAUGCCCUUAAGUUCAACUUCAUAUCCCAACAUCCCUCAUUGUUCCUCAGCAAUUCAGAGACAGGCUUUUAAAAAUCCAAUUUAUUAAGCAUUUCCUGAGCACCCAUCCACUACCCCACACAGUGGCGAGGAUUGUGGGGGACAACAGAGAAACGUGGUCACUGUCCUUGCUGCUUUCACAGAACUUUCAGUCUGACAAAUAAAUACAGCAUCAGUUAAAACGCUGAUGGGAAUUAAA
Cervus elaphus (red deer) is the source of this 3068-nucleotide messenger RNA. RefSeq names its product Fc fragment of IgM receptor (gene FCMR). The record is from RefSeq and is a predicted model, not a curated record. The transcript has 8 exons. Gene Ontology annotation, cellular component: plasma membrane. The coding region runs from base 134 to 1414 and encodes 426 amino acids. Lineage: Eukaryota; Metazoa; Chordata; Mammalia; Artiodactyla; Cervidae. Gene Ontology annotation, molecular function: transmembrane signaling receptor activity.